Molecule: messenger RNA, 928 nt
Organism: Trichoderma atroviride IMI 206040
Lineage: Eukaryota; Fungi; Ascomycota; Sordariomycetes; Hypocreales; Hypocreaceae
Source: RefSeq, a predicted model, not a curated record
UCGUCUCUAAUCCAGAGCCUUCUCAAGCACUUUCAUUUCUUUCUCCUUCCUAGAUACCCUUUUGAUAACAACUUUUUUUUUUUUUUUUUUUUUUCACAAUGGAGACUCUUACCUCAGUUCCCGCCUUCACCUCCCUGGAGAGCACUGAGCUCGCCCUGGCUACUCAGGAAGCCACCGAGAUCUCCAGACAGAUCUUGGCCAUCAUCUUCGAGUAUGCUCUUAACAAAUUCGACGACAGCAUGGACAGGCUCGGAGCUGGUAUCCCCAAGUUCCUUUCUGUCAUUGAUGCCUUCGUCAUGGCCAAGAAGCAGGUCCUGAUGUGCCUGCCUGCCUUCCCCUUCAAGUCUGCCAACAAGCAGUACAAGGUCCUGGGCGUCUUGCCCGACAAGGCAGAGGAGAUUGCUGUCGAGCGCCUCAACACCAUGUGUGUGCGCAUUGGCAAGAUCUAUGCUCCUGGUGCCAAGCUGACCAUCAUCUCCGAUGGUCUUGUAUACAAUGAUCUCUUGAGCAUUCCUGAUCGCCACACCUGGGCUUACGGCGAGGCUCUGCGCGCCAUGGUCCUCCAGAAGGGCUUCACUCAGAUCGACUUCUCCCGUAUCAAGGAUCUCGUCGACUUCCCUCUCCCAGAACAGCUGGACGAGAUCAAAUACGUUGCCAACGCCACCAACUUCCGCCGUGUCCUUUUGAACAAAUAUGGCAAGGAGGACCACGACAUUGACAGCGAGAUUGCAGAGAAGCCCGACACUCUCAUGACAUACCGCGGCUACUGCAGAUUCCUCGAGUCUGAUUUGCAGUACAUUUUCCCUCUUCAAGCUGGACGUACCAGCAACGGAUACAAGAGGAGCGUCAAGUUCCUUGCCAAGGAGAUGUUGCUGCGCGGAUACGUAUGUUUCUUCCAAUGCUCCUUCUGAAGACUACAAGCUUUUUG